Anguilla rostrata (American eel) is the source of this 6420-nucleotide messenger RNA. It is a transcript of the gene slc19a1, whose product is annotated as solute carrier family 19 member 1. Lineage: Eukaryota; Metazoa; Chordata; Actinopteri; Anguilliformes; Anguillidae. The record is from RefSeq and is a predicted model, not a curated record. Gene Ontology annotation, cellular component: apical plasma membrane; basolateral plasma membrane; plasma membrane. Gene Ontology annotation, biological process: folate transmembrane transport. The transcript is spliced from 7 exons. Bases 1280 to 2830 code for a protein of 516 amino acids. Gene Ontology annotation, molecular function: folate:monoatomic anion antiporter activity; folic acid binding.
CAAGCUUUAUUGCUAACAGAAUGUUUUGAUUCAGUGGCUUCAGCAGAGUCGAAUAGUCUGUUUGUCGUCCAUUUGCAAUAAUAGCUGUAAAUCUGUGUGCUCCAGUCUGGUUGCUUUUUCUCAGUUUACUGGCCUGUUUCUGACAAAUAUUGGAUCAGUGUGUUAUAUGGCAGGUGUGUGGUGAUCUCCUUCCUGAUUACUGUCUCAGGUCACAUGGGUACAACACAGGAUGCGUAAUAAAACAGGAUUUCAUCGCAUUAUGUGCCAACAAUAAUGACCUAGAAUAUGUAGUUUUUGUUGUGUGGACAUGUAGGUUUGGGCCAAGUAGUUUUGUAAUGUUUGUUAUUUACUGAAAAUGGGCUUUGUGACUGUAGAAUUUGGGUCGUUAUGUCACAGCAUACUGACGCAGGACCUUUGCCCUCUCUCCUGUUGCAUCAGAGGCAAAACUUUAAUGAGACUCGAGGAUUUAAAGUCCACCAUUUUUAAUUUGCUGCAUAUGUUGUUAGUUAUAUUUACAUUGUGGUAAUAAAAUAUACCAAAAAUAGUUUCCGUAGAUCUCUAUAUAAUUCUCCUGUGCUCUGAAAUAGCAGCCUUGUGAUUUGGGAUUUUAAUACAGUUCCCAUCAAACCUUUCAAUAACAUCUCAAAGGGUCAAGACACCAAGCCCUGAAAUGCACUACGGGAGCUUGAUGUCAGGCAUAUAGAGAAAGGGCAGUACUAUCCGGAGAAAGGAACAGUGCAAUCACGCACCAGAAAAGUACUCGGUAUGCAUGUCCUUUUUGAACAGGAGCAGUGUUUUCCAUCAUGAGUAGUUUGGUUGAAUCUGAAGAGCGCUGUUUUGCAAAGCUGGGCCUCGCGCCUACUGUGCGCACGUGUGUGUGUACGAAGAACCAAAUGCAGUAGGAGCUGCACGUCCAUCAGUGCUACACGCAGAUGACGGCCAUGUGCUGGAAGUGUUUGGUUCAGUAAAUCGGACUUGCUGUCUGAAAAGUGCAGCGCGGUGAGUGGCGAUGCUGUCGGCGAGGGCUCUGGUUCAGUCAUUAGCCGGCGCUGACGGGCGAAGGUUAACGGGUUUGAGGUGCGUGUGAGAGCACGUGCGGACUGGAGCAGCUCAGCUUACUGUCUUACUGUAAAACUUAUUUUUUUGAAAAGCGAGUUCGGAGUGAGCUUCAGCGCUCCGCCACAUGCCAUUGGACGGUUCGCGGAGCCGAACGGAUCGGGGCAGAGGCAGGUCGAGGUCGCGGCGUCUCAGGACUCGGCGGUGAGACGAGGUGGACACGAUGGCGGGCGCCGAUGAUGUCACAGAAGGGGGCGGGGACGUGAAGGACGCGGGGAAGCCUGAGGCUGUGGAGAAGGCCGCACCGCAGGCCCCGCCCAAAAAGCCACGCAAGUGGGCGUGGUCCGUCCUCUUCCUCUGCUUCUACGGCUUCAUGUUCCAGUUGAAACCGGGGGAGCCCUUCAUCACCCCCUAUCUGCUGAGCGCUGAGAAGAACUUCACCCGAGAACAGAUCACCAACGAGGUGAACCCGGUGCUGGUCUACUCCAACAUGGCGGUACUGGUGCCCAUCUUCCUGCUGACGGACUUCCUGCGCUACAAGCCCGUGCUGAUCCUGCAGAGCCUGAGCAACGUGUCCAUCUGGCUGCUGCUGCUCCUGGGCUCCUCGCUGCUGGAGAUGCAGUUCAUGGAGUUCUUCUACGGCAUCAGCAUGGCGGCGCGCGUGGCCUACUCCUCCUACAUCUUCUCCCUGGUGCCGCCGGAGCUGUACCAGCGCGUGGCGGGCUACUCGCGCUCGUCCGUGCUCCUGGGCGUCUUCACCAGCUCCGUCACGGGCCAGCUGCUGCUGUCGCUGGGCGGGGUGGGGUACCGGGGCCUGGCCAUGACCUCGCUGGGCCUGGUCAGCUUCAGCCUGCUGCUGUCCUUCUGCCUGCCCUGGCCCAGGCGCAGCCUGUUCUUCAACCGCCACCUCCGCCAGGCGGCCGGCAGCAGCGCGGACGAGCUCAGCAGGAUGAAGGCGGACGGGCCGGACGCCGGGCCGGAGGCCGGGCCCCCCUCCUCCUCCUCCUCCUCCUCCUGCUCCUCCUGCUGGAGGGAGUCGCCGUUCGUGCUGAUGCUGAAGGAGCUGAAGAGCGUGGUGCGCGUGCCCAGCCUCCGCCUCUGGAGCCUGUGGUGGGUCUUCAACUCCACGGGGUACUACCUGGUGCUUUUCUACGUGCACGUGCUGUGGGACAAAGUCUUCCCCGCGUCCGAGAACCAGCGCGCCUACAACGGGGCCGUGGAGGCAGCCUCUACUCUCCUGGGCGCCAUAACGUCGUUCUCGGCGGGCUUUGUGAAGAUCCGGUGGAACCUGUGGGGGGAGCUGGUGAUUGGGGUGGACACUGCCCUGCAGGCCGGCCUCCUGCUCCUCAUGGGCACCACCAGCAACAUCUGGGUGUGCUACGUGGCCUACUCCUUCUUCAGGGGCUUCUACCAGUUCCUGGUGCCCAUUGCCACGUUCCAGAUAGCCUCAAAUCUAUCUAAAGAAAUGUGUGCCUUGGUGUUUGGGGUGAACACCCUCCUGGGAACCAUUCUGAAGACCAUCAUCACCCUCAUCGUGGCGGAUAAGCGGGGCUUCGGACUUCCUGUCCACCCUCAGUUCCUGGUGUAUUUUUUCUACUUCACUCUGCUCACGGUUUUGUACCUGGCUGCUGCGGCCUACGUCAUCUUCAAGCACUAUCGCAACGAGAGAGGGGGCGGGGCUGCAGAGGAGGCCACGCCCACUGAGCUCAGCCCCAUGGAGAUGGACGCCUGUGAGACAGAGUGUCUGGCCAAUGGGACGGGCGUGAAGGCCUGAGUGCUGCUGUGAAAGUGGCCGCUUGGUCUCGCGAGGUCCUGGGUGCUGGUGUGGAUCCUCCCCUUGCGACGGACCACCAGACGGAGGCCAUUUUGUGGAAGAGUGGGCAAAGACAGGAGAAGGGCCGGGAACAUCCUGGGACCGAAAGGCCAAACUCUGGAUUUCCCGUUUCGGUCCGACUGAUCAUUCAUGUCGGUAUAGGAUAGCAGCUGCUGCUUUGAUCAGAAAUGUGAAAUGUGCCUGGUAUCUGCCAUAGGCUGACAUGUGUUCAUGCAGUGAUUUGUAUGAGUGAAUAAUUAGAACACACAAGAAUCCAAGUAGCAAUACUGUAGUAUUUUAUUUUGAUAUCUUAAAUUUAUGUAUCUGUUUACCCCCCUUUACAAUACUCAAGGUUUAUAUGGUAAAGGACCUUGGGCAAAGAUCUUCCAUUUUAUUUUUUCUUCCAAGAUAUUUCCAUGUUGGUGGGGACAUCCACCCCCCCCACAAUAUGUUCGCGAUGCGCAGGAUUUUGAUUUAACUCCCAGAAAGCCUGUAGCAAUGAGGAUAGUGCUCACUAAUCAUGGUUCCAACUUAGAUUUACCAUAGUGAGCUUACUGCUCAUAGCUUUAAACAUGCAAAAAUUAUAAAUUAAAAUGUCGAAUUUCAAAUUUUCAGAACAAUUUCAGUUUUUGAUAACCAUAGGGACUAAUAUGAAUGAAUGGUCCACUGUUACAAUUUUCCUUGAAUAUGAAGCAUAUAAAUUGGUAAGUGCCAAGAUAUGGCAGUAUGCAUCUGUGCAGAUUACUGAUGAAAGUCAAGACGGGUGACUUGACUUAGCUCUUUCCUGGUGGGGAUUCUCAGUGUGGCAGACCAGCAUGUAUAAUCUAGGGGACAAGAUGUACACGUUAUAUUUUCUUUUAUAUUUGUGUAUUUUCUUUUCCUGUGAUACUUGCAUUUCAGCUGAAUGGAGGUCUUCCAAUAUCUAUCAUUCCCAAUUGGAGUCAGUUGUUCAGGUUGGUUUUGAAUGAAAUAUUUUUUAAGAACUGAACAAAAUCAGAAUGUAUUCAUUUUGUGUUUUUUUUUUUGCCCUUUGGACCACAUAUACAAAACAAUCAAGUUUUAUUUACUAGGAGGCUCACAGGAAAGAUGGUGUAACAGGUGUACCAGCCUAUUUUGUAAUGCUGAACAUGAAUUAUUUUUUUAUACUGAAUAUCAAGGAAUUUUUAUAGUCUUGAUUUUUAAAUUGUGCAGUGUUCUGUAACAGUUGAGGCCCAUUCUUUUCUGUUGGUUGUAUUCAAAUUUCUGGAUUCAAAUACUUUUCUGUGCUCUGUUGAUCUUGCCUGGUUUAAUUGAGCCUGCCAAUAUGACCAGAGGCGGGUUUUGAACUUUUUGAGAGUACUUCAUUGGUUCCAAUGCACCAGACAAGAUCAGUAAAGUGUAGAAUAGUAUUUGACCCAGGUUUGUAAAUAUUUCAGAAGGCUUACUGCCAUAUUUCAUAAAUUUAACAUCACCUGAGCACAAGAAGCUUUGCAGUGCUGUGAUUCACUGCUGUUUAUUUCACUUUUAUUCGUAUUUUUUCACAGUGAUGGGAUCAUCCCCAGUCCAAGUGAAUUAUUAUUAGUGAAUUGGUAUCAUUACAAUUAGUGAAUUAUUAUUAGUGAUAAUUAUACGUUGUUUCUGAAGCAAUGCAGACAGUGGCGGUAAUGUGAAGAUUAGAGCCCGACCGAUAUAUCGGUUUGGCCUAUAUAUCGGCCAUUAUUUGACUUUUUUGACAACAUCAGGAUCGAUGCCGCCGAUGUGUCCCGAUUUUUAAAUAAGUAUAAUAAACAAAAAAAAACAAUGAUUAUUUAUCUGUACUUGUCUGUUCGAACGUUGUAAUUUACUAGAAUUAUCCAGUAGAGGGAGCUCUAAUACAAGUGUGAACUGCAGCAUCUGACUUCUGACUUCUGCGCUACUUCUGUAAUAAGACGUUUGUCACUCGUGCCUCAUCCAGUAUUCUCCACUGCAAGACUUGUCUGCACAGAUUUGAUUGCCGCGAUAAAGGUAUGUAUAUUUAGUGAAAGUUUUUAAUUAAAUGCGUUUAUACGACCACUAUGUUUAUCAAUCCUCAUCAUCGAGCGAGCUAGCUAACGUAUUUGGCUCACUUUAGCAAGCUAGCUGGCUAGCAAGCCUUUAUGAAGUGGAAGUGAGCACAUAAGCAGCGUAGGAUCUACAUUUCCAGAGGACAUCGCUGUAUUCUCAAAUAAAUAACCAGCCAAAAUAAAAUGGUGAUUGAAUGCAUCACACAUUUGGUUUUUUAUCUGAGAUAAUGAUAUUAGCUAUGAUGCUGUGUCAAUGCGUUAUUGCAAGCGAGUGUGUCAUCUAGUCACGCGUCAUCGUAGCAAGCUAACCAGACAGUAAAAACGCCGAUAAAACACUUCUGACGUGGAUCAUUUUAAGCCAUGUUAUCUAGCUUUGUCGUGAUAACAUGAGAGAAGGAUUGCUGUUGGAGAAGUGAAUCAAUCAACAGUUAGCGCGGGUAACCUGCACGAAAGCGCAUUGUAGUUUUUUUUUCACGUAUUUCAUCCAGUCAAUUUAAUUUCAUCUAACGUUACACUUGAUUCAUUCUUUAGCUCCGCUAGAUAAUGUCUUACUCUUUGAGAUCAUGUAGUAGAAAUAAAAUAAGAAAAUAUAAUUCAUUUGACUUACUGAGAAUAUAUAAUAAGAAAUAAUGAGGCUGUGUCAAUAGCUAAUGCGUUAUUGCGAGCGAGUGUGUCAUCUAGUCGUGCGUCAGAGCGCAUUGUAGUUAUUUUCACCACCGAAUUCUUAUGGACAAGGAAGCUCGCUAGAUAGUCUUACUCUUUGAGAGUACUGAGAAUAGAUACUAAGAAAUAAUAACUAAUUAAUAAUAAUAAUAACAACAAUAAUAAUAUUCAUAAAAAUACAUGUUUGAAACUGGAAAAUUAAUUUUUUUUAGAUGGCUGGAAAAGAAAGGAGUAAAAGCAAGGUGUGGAGUUAUUUUGAUUUCACACUCUUAAAGAUGGUGUUAAUAUAUAUAUUUAAUUUAAUAUCAUCUUUUACAUUUUUUUUAUCUAAAAAGUUCUUUGUGUGUUUAUUUUUAUUUGUUUGCUUAUAAGUUAAAUGUUCUUAAAUAUAGAAACUUUAAUAAAAUAUAGGUUUUUUAAAUUAAUUUGAAAAUGUUGCACUUUUUGACAAAAUAUCGGUCAGAACAUUGGUAAUCGGUGGGCUAGGAUUCUCCAAAAUCGGGAUCGGCAUCGGACCCAAAAAUCUGGCAUCGGUCGGGCUCUAGUGAAGAUGUAUCUACUUAAUGCUGGAACUGAAUCAGUGAAUGUCAGUGACCGCUGUGCUGUUUGUAGAAGCUGACAAUCGUGCGGUUUUGAAAAGAACAAGCUUCUUAUUUUUUUUCCACACCGUACAGUGUUUCCUUUGAAUUAGAUUAAAACAUUUUUUUUAUUUUUUUAUUUUUAUGAUAGAUGAGGGGAUUUUUGGUCCUUAUAUCUCCAGUGUUACUGGCCUUAAUCUGUGAACCAAUAACUAACUACAAGUGUUACUGCUGUAAAAAUAACAUUUUUGAUUUGUACUGAUUUACAGAUAAACGAUUCCAAAAAGGA